This is a messenger RNA of Hemiscyllium ocellatum (epaulette shark), 3346 nucleotides long. It is a transcript of the gene tubgcp3, whose product is annotated as tubulin gamma complex component 3. The record is from RefSeq and is a predicted model, not a curated record. Bases 127 to 2847 code for a protein of 906 amino acids. The transcript has 22 exons. Gene Ontology annotation, cellular component: gamma-tubulin small complex; spindle pole; centrosome. Gene Ontology annotation, biological process: spindle assembly; meiotic cell cycle; microtubule nucleation. Lineage: Eukaryota; Metazoa; Chordata; Chondrichthyes; Orectolobiformes; Hemiscylliidae. Gene Ontology annotation, molecular function: microtubule minus-end binding; gamma-tubulin binding.
AAGCGGGCUCUUGAAAAAAUGGCGCCGUUGUCGCUGGUGAUCAACUGAGACCGAACCUGGGCGAUCUGUGGUCAAGCCAGGGCUCCGACCUGGGACUUGUGGGCCAGGGCACUGGGAAGGCGGGCGAUGGCGACUGUGGAUCAUAAGUCCCCGAAUCUACUGUUGCAAAGCCUGUGCUGCCGGAUUCUGGGCCGCAAUGAGGCUGAUGUGGCUCAACAAUUCCAGUACGCUGUGAGAGUAAUUGGAAGUAACUUUGCUCCCACCGUGGAAAGAGAUGAAUUUCUUGUCGCUGAAAAGAUCAAGAAAGAAAUGGCAAGACAGAGGAGAGAGGCAGAUGCUGCUUUGUUUGCAGAACUUCACCGUAAACUGCAAUCACAGGGCAUUAUAAAAAACAGAUGGGCUGUACUCUACCUGCUGCUAAGCCUGAGUGAGGAUCCACGUAAACCCCAAAGCAAGGUUGCUAAUUAUGCAGCAUUAUUUGCUCAAGCAUUGCCAAGAGAUGCUCAUUCUACCCCUUAUUAUUACUCAAGACCCCAGAGUCUGCCCCUAUCUUAUCCUGAUAGAGCUCCCUCAUCUCAGAGUGCUGGCAGCAUUGGAAGCAGUGGAGUUGGUAGUCUUAGUGUGUAUGGCUUAAAUGGACCAACCCCAACUCCUCAGUCUUUAUUACCUGGACAAACAUACCAAACAACAGGAACGGCAGAUACAGUGAGGCAGCAACUAGGAUCACGGUUUGCAUGGGCUUUAUCUGCUGCUCAACCUCCAUUAUCUACCUCAAAGGGCCUCCCAAGUUCCAUUUCUCGCAAUAUGUCAAGAAUGAGACGUGAAGGAGAACAUGGAUCAUCUUCAGAAGUGACAGAGGCAGCUCUGGUCAGAGAUAUUCUAUAUGUCCUGCAAGGAAUUGAUGGCAAAUCUAUUAAAAUGUGUAAUUCUGAAAACUGCUAUAAAAUUGAUUCCAAGAUGGGAAUAUCAAAGUCUUUGAGGGAUACUGCAAGUAGAUUAGCAGAACUUGGAUGGCUUCACAACAAAAUAAGAAAGUACACUGACCAGAGAUGCUUGGACCGUGCAUUUGGUCUUGUGGGUCAGAGCUUUUGUGCUUCCUUGCAUCAGGAGUUGAAGGAAUAUUAUAGAUUGCUGUCUGUUUUGCAUUCCCAGAUACAAGUGGAAGAUGACCAAGGUGUAAAUGUUGGUCUGGAAAAUAGCCUAACACUCCGCCGCCUACUGAUUUGGACCUAUGAUCCCAAGAUGAGACUGAAGACACUUGCAGCACUUGUUGAUCAUUGCCAGGGAAGGAAAGGCGGAGAGUUAGCAUCUGCUGUCCAUGCUUAUACUAAGACUGGAGACCCAUACAUGAGAUCACUGGUGCAACACAUUCUUAGCCUCGUAUCACAUCCCAUCCUUAACUUCCUUUACCGCUGGAUUUAUGAUGGAGAGUUGGAGGAUACAUACCAUGAGUUUUUUGUAGCUUCCGAUCCGACAGUGAAGGCUGACAGACUGUGGCAUGACAAAUAUACGCUGAGAAAGUCAAUGAUCCCUUCCUUCAUCACAAUGGAUAAGGCCAGAAAGGUCCUUUUGAUUGGAAAAUCUAUCAAUUUCUUGCAUCAAGUGUGUCAGGACCGAACUCCAACAGCAAAGAUGAUGAUGGCUGUGACAAAAUCUGCUGUUUCACCGAAAGAUGCUGCUGAGUUGUUCACUGAUUUGGAAGGUGCUUUUCAAGAAAAGAUUGAUUCAGCUUAUCAUUUAACCAGCAAAUACCUACUGGAUGUCCUCAACCAGAAUUAUCAUUUGCUGGAGCACAUUAAGGCUGUGCGGCGUUACUUGCUGUUAGGUCAAGGAGAUUUUGUUCGACACCUCAUGGACUUAUUGAAGCCAGAGCUGGCGCGAUCAGCCUCGACAUUGUAUCAGCAUAAUCUGACUGGAAUCCUUGAGACAGCUGUCAGAGCCACCAAUGCACAGUUCGAUAGCCCUGAGAUUCUGAAACGUCUGGAUGUUCGCCUUCUGGAGAUAUCAGCUGGAGAUACAGGUUGGGAUGUCUUCAGUUUGGAUUAUCAUGUUGAUGGCCCAAUUGCAACAGUAUUUACUCGAGAGUGUAUGAGCCAUUAUUUAAGAGUAUUCAACUUUCUCUGGCGAGCAAAGCGAAUGGAGUACAUUCUCACUGAUAUCUGGAAAGGGCAAAUGUGUCAUGCUAAACUACUGAAAAACAUACCAGAAUUGUCAGGGGUGCUCCAGCAGUGUCAUAUUCUGGCAUCAGAAAUGGUACACUUUGUGCAUCAGAUGCAGUAUUACAUCACGUUUGAGGUGUUGGAAUGUUCAUGGGAUGAACUGUGGAAUAAAAUGCAGCAGGCACAAGAUCUUGAUCAAAUCACUGCUGCACAUGAAAGUUUCCUCAACACGAUAAUCUCUCGAUGUCUGCUGGACAGUAAUUCUGAAGAACUGUUGACGCAACUUCGAGCUCUGUUCGAUCGAAUCCUGGAGUUUCAAAGUGCUCAGGAUUCCAUGUACCGCUCAGCUCUGGAAGAAUUGCAUCUCCGGCUUCGUUAUGCAGACAUUAAGAAGCAACGACAAGCAGAGGGUAACUGGGGAACAACAACAGCUGAAGAAGAGGCAGAAAAUAAAAGAAUUCAUGAAUUUCAACAGUUAAUUCCAAAAAUGUGUUCCCAGAUACGUGUGUGUUCCCAUUUCUACCAGGACAUUGUUCAGCAAUUCCUGGUACUGUUGACAAAAAGUUCUGAUGAAAGUCUCCGUUUCCUUAACUUCAGGCUUGACUUCAACGAGCAUUACAAAGCAAGGGACCCUCGUCUGCGUACCUCACUGGGCAACACCAGGGGCAAACGCAGCUCAGCAUUGUAAACUGUUGUCCAAAUGUUUCCAGCUGUUACAAUUAGGGCUACAUUUACAUGUACCUUGGUUUUUUGCUCUCUCUGCCAUCCUGUGAAACCUAUGUUUGUAAUGGCUGUCAGUGAUGUACCACACCACUGGGAGUAGAGGGAAUGAUUAGUCAUCUGAUAAUGUUAAAUUUGUUGAGCAAGAAAUAUAUCCACAUAAAAGUGUAAGUUAUUUAUAAUCUAUGAAUGUUGAGUUUGAAGUUGAACUUAAAGCUUGAGCUGAUUGGCACUUCGCAAUUUUCAGCUUCACUUUGCUGAAAGAACUUUACAGUGUGUACAGAAAGGUGACUGUUCCAGACCUAAACCCACAUUUUAUUUUACAGAUGACACAAUUAUUUAAACUGCUAAACAAAAAUGAAGUUUCUUCAAUAACAAAAACUUUUUUUUAAAACUAAGAGACACUUGGUCCUUUUCAUGUAAUAUACAUUCUAGGUUGUCACAAUUGGUGUUCGUUUUAAAAACUC